CACUGUUCUGGCCCCAUGUGCCUCCUCUUCCUCUUGCAGUCCCAUCCUCGUCCUUGCUGGUGCUCCACACGUAUAUCCAACGGUGACGGCGACCGACGGGCUGUGGGCCUACCAGAGGGCGCGGCAGGCGACAGCGCAAGGCCGCUCGCAGCAGGGCGCGUGGUCGAUGCUCACGACAAUGGUGGGCGUGAGCAUGGCACAGGCAGCGGCCAGGUGCAUGCGAGUGGUAGCCGGCGAGGACAUGUUGAUGUUCAUCCGGGCCACACGAUCCAAGGCAUGGAGAACUCCAAGGAGUUUGCUGACAAGCUGUUCGGGAUAUGUCGAGGCAGAGGAACAUUGAGCCAGAUGAAGGCAUUAACAAGGAUCAGCUCAGAGAGGUGGAACAUGAACAUUGAUGGGAUGCUCACAGAAGAUGAGGUCAAGAAGGUGGCUACGCAAAUGAUCACAAAGAGAAGACUACCGCUGGGCCUUUUGAUCGACCACGCGAUUCAAAAAGCUCUUUAGUGCAGUUUGCAACAAAAAAAACCAGAGGAUUGGUCGUUUGUAAGGGUGGAUAUCUCAGAGGCGGCAGCCACCCGGAUUGGAAUUUAAUUUCAAUCUAUUUCCCUGUCUGAAGUUUCAUACUAGAUGGUAUGUUCCUAUGAUGUGAUUUGUUUAUGGAGAUGGAGAGAUGUGUAGGCACUUGUUAGUUUAG
Messenger RNA from Aegilops tauschii subsp. strangulata, 694 nucleotides. RefSeq lists its product as uncharacterized. The record is from RefSeq and is a predicted model, not a curated record. Lineage: Eukaryota; Viridiplantae; Streptophyta; Magnoliopsida; Poales; Poaceae.